UACCUACCUGACGCACACGCGGGGGCAGGAGGCAACCCACACGGAGCUGGAUAGUGUAGGGGUGGGGCGGGGGAGAAAGUAGUGGUCGAAGAGGUGGUAGAGGAGGGAGGAAAUGCCUCCGAAAAGCAGUAAUCCAGGGCCCGGUGAUCCGCUGUUGGCCAGACAGAAGCAUCACCACAGGAAGGCGUUUGAAUAUAUUUCCAAGGCGCUCAAGAUUGACGAGGAGAAUGAAGGAAAUAAGGAGGCUGCCAUGGACCUCUAUCGCAGGGGCAUCGCGGAGCUGGAGUCUGGCAUCGCGGUGGAGUGUGUGGGGCGCGGGGAGGCGUACGAGAGGGCACAGAGGCUGCAGGAGAAGAUGAAGACAAAUUUACUGAUGGCGAGGGAAAGACUGGAUAUGCUGGAGUCCGUGGUCCAUCUACAUCGUCUGGAGUUGGACACCCCUCCCAUCACCCUCACCUCCUUCACCCCCCCUGCCUCCCCCUCCUCUCGCAAAACCCACUCCCCCCGCCGGGCCAUAGUGGGGACCCGGGGGGGGCUGCCGUCGGCCCCCACCCACCGGCCCCGCGCUAAGGUGGCCCCUCAGGUGAUGGGGGAGGAGGUUGGGGGGCGCCUUGACCGACGGCACCAAGCUAAGCCUCUGGAAGACUCCAGAACCUACAAGAAGAUUCCAACUACCCGCCGCAUCAAUGCUCUUAGUACUAAAAGCCAUACGCUGCCUCGGAACAUGGGCGCCACCACCAACAAGGGCGCCACAGUGGUCAAGGGCCGCGCUGGGGACUCCAAGCACCCCAGUACCCCACCAGCACUCAGACGUCAAGGCUCCACAGGCCAGAAUGGCACCUCGUCCCCCAGCAGUUCCUCUCCCCUCAGACGCCGGGGCUCCGCUGGAUCGGGGCUGGGGCAGAAUGGUUCCAACGGCACUCCUAAGCACGUGCCGGGCCACCGCCGCUCUGCCUCAGCCUCCCUCAAGGGAGUGGACACUCGGCUAGCCCACAGCAUCAUGGAUGAGAUCAUUGAGUCUUCGUCGCCGGUGUCCUGGGAUGAUAUAGCAGGCCAAGAGAUAGCUAAGAAGGCGCUGCAGGAGAUUGUCAUCCUGCCUGCACUGAGGCCAGAGCUCUUCACUGGCCUGCGUGCUCCUGCGAGGGGUCUGCUGCUCUUUGGGCCUCCUGGCAACGGCAAAACUAUGCUGGCCCGGGCAGUGGCUAGUGAGAGCUCUGCCACCUUCUUCAACAUCAGCGCCUCAAGUCUCACCAGCAAGUAUGUGGGUGAGGGGGAGAAGUUAGUCAAGGCACUCUUCUCUGUCGCCCGUGAGCUUCAGCCUGCCAUCAUCUUCAUUGAUGAGAUAGACUCCCUGCUGUGUGAGCGGCGGGAGGGGGAGCACGAGGCCUCACGCAGACUCAAGACGGAGUUUCUGGUUGAGUUUGAUGGUCUGAAGUCUGAGGCCGAGGAGAAGAUACUCAUCAUGGGAGCCACUAAUCGGCCACAGGAGUUGGAUGAUGCUGCAUUAAGACGGUUCAGCAAGCGUGUGUACGUGUCGCUGCCCAACAAGACGACCCGCACUGUGCUGCUGAACAAACUGUUGUCCAAGCAGAAGUCUGAACUCAGCACCAAGGACCUCGACUCUUUGGCAACACUGACCGAGGGAUACUCCGGCUCAGACCUGACUGCCCUGGCCAAGGAUGCUGCCCUCGCCCCCAUCAGAGAGCUGCGGCCAGAUGAGGUUGUGUCCUGUGAUCCCUCGGAGGUCCGCGGCAUCACGCUUUCGGAUUUCAAAGAGUCCCUCAAGAAGAUCCGUCGGUCGGUCCCACAAGCGUCCCUCGCCUCUUAUGAAAAAUGGAACGCAGACUAUGGAGACAUAUCCUCGUAGACACACGCACAGUUGCACACCCACGUACCCACACACACACACGUACAUGAACACACAUAGUCAUGGAUAAUACUAGAGUAAUGUAUAUUCACUUCCAUUUUGUUUAGUGUCUUCCUGCAGUGCUAAGUCCUGGUGUGCAAGGAAUCUUUAGAUUAUCAGGUUUUGUAAGCAGAUUAUAACAAGAUAAGUGGACUUGGGAAUGAAGAAAAUGCUAAACCAAAAUGUUAAGUACUCGGGUGUGCUAAGAAUCUAUAAAUCAUCAGGUUUUGUGAGGAGAUUAUAAGCAGAUCAAUAGACUUAGGAUUGAAGAAAGUGCUAAACCCAUUGGAAGUGAGGACAUGUUACUUGAGUGUCAGCUGUGACUACACCAACGCAAAGCCAAAGAAUGUCACCAGCCAGUCAUAUGUUUUCUUUGUAGCUUCUGUCCACCUCUCAGUAUGCAUGGUGAUCCACAUACCCUCUCCACCUCUCCAUGUGUGGAUUUUCUUUGCCCUCACCUCCCUGUAUGUUGUGGUGAUAGCUUCCUCUCUCCACCUCUCCGUAUCUUAUGAAAUGCUGUUUACUUUCUCUCUCCAUCUCAGUAUACGUGGUGAUCCACAUACCUGCUCCACCUUCCUUCAUGUGUGGAUUUUCUUUCCCAGUAUGUUGUGGUGGUUUUAGUUUCCUCUCUCUACCUCUGUGUACCUUAUGAAGUGCUGUUUACUCUCUCAACCUCUGUAUAAAUGGGUGGGUGUCUUUUAUCUCUAAAAUUUUCCAUCUGGUGGUGUUUACAUUCUCUCUCUCUCUCUCCACUUUGGACAUGGCAUUUGUCACUUUUAUUAACUACACUCCUUGAGGCCUCAUCUGUUUUCUGAUCUUAUAGUGAUGCCAUAGCAGGACUUGAGUUAGGCCAGGUUUACUACUCAGUACCUCUUGUGCAGUCUGGUUCUUCCUCCUUAGAGUUUGUGAAGGACUGAGCUACUCUACUUCUGAUCUACUCUAGUGAUUCUGUAACAGGACCCAAGUUUGGCCAGAUCUCCUCGGUAUCUCUUGUGCACUCUAGUUUCUCCAAAGAGUGUUUGAUACUUUUUAUUCCCUUCAGAAGAGUUAAUUAUCUCUUAUCUCUAUGACAUUAUUAAUUUUGAUCAAACUCCUUCCCUUUUAUGAAAAGAUUUUGUGGUAGAAGCUUCCUGAGAUUAAUUCCUCGGUACUGUCUUGCUUCUAGAUGACGACGAAUACUAGGAAUCUUUCUUAUACUAGACUCAUUCUUAGGGUCUUGCUCUUGCAGGGGUCAGACAUUGUAAACAUAUACUGAGAACUGUCCAUUCCUUUUAGCUUCGGGAUGAGACUGACCAUGGCACACUCUCAACACAGGGCUUUGAUGCCACACUGUCAGCACCUCUCUGACCUUCAAGGCUUCAUAGGGAUCUUAAGAUUACAGAGAGGAGAAGAUGAAGCCUGUAAAUUUAUUAGAAGAGAGCAUUAUGUCAGAGAGGAAGAGAAAUGGAAGUUUUUGUAUAAAUGAAGCAAGAACAAGAGAAAGGGAAGAAAAUAUAGAGUCUUUAGGCUUAGUAGAAAAGGGUAUUUUGUCAGAGAGAGAGAGAGAGAGAGAGAGAGAGAGAGAGAGAGAGAGAGAGAGAGAGAGAGAGAGAGAGAGAGAGAGAGAGAGAGAGAGAGAGAGAGAGAGAGAGAGAGAGAGAGAGAGAGAGAGAGAACCCCAAGAGUCGAUGGAAAGAGCUCUAGUCACACCUAUGGCUUGUAGUUUUAGUUCAGCAUCCACGCGGUAGAUGGCAGUUUUUACCGUGCUUUGGACUGGUGAAUUACUUUGGUCCACACUACCCUGCUUCACACUGAGUCCUCACAUUGGCCGACACAACCCCGCUUCUCUGCCUCACACGGAGUCCUCGCUUUGUACAUUUUUCCUUUAUUUAUUCUUCACUGGUUCAUACUGCUACUGAUCUUCAAUGUCAGUUCUUAACGUAAACUUUUUAGCCUCACGUAAAUUGCUGACUUGUAUUUAUCUGUUGUUUUUUCUCCUAAAUAACAUUGAGUUUCUGUUUCCCACUUGCCUUUCUUGUCAGCUUUCAGUUUAAUCUUUCUUUAGCAUCAUUGAACUUUCCUUGGGUUUUACCUUAUACUACACUGAGUUUUAAGCUGUUUUCUGCUUUUCCUGCAACUUCCCUUCCCCACACUCAUCAGUUUAAGCUUUUUUUUGCUCACCCUAAUACCCAAUACAAAUUCAAACAAACAGACUUUUAGAUGCGGCGUACAGUUUUUGACACUCUGAAAAUGUCCUGCAACGUUUGUGAUGGAAACAAACUGAAGACAUUCUGUGAUUUCCAUGUACAGCGUCUUUUUCCAUGUUAUCUUUGUGUUUCUCUGCUGUGAAGGCAUGUAUGAAGUGAUUGAUGUCUUUGUGAAGUCACUGGAAUGCAGAUAUGGCAGCUUGGUACCGAGUUAGCAUCAAGAGGCAUUACCAAGGUCACUGCUGCCCUUAUAAGGUUAGCAAGAGGUCACAGUCAUUGGUUUUAAGAUGGUAUACACAAGGAUAUGUUAGGUUAGGUCACUGUCAUCUGUAUCAGGUGUUAGCCAGUUAGAGAAGGUCUGGAGAGGUCACAGUCACAGCAUCAGUGUUAGAUUAUCUCUGUGACACUCAAUAAGGGCACUGUUUGUGUGUUGAGUCACUGAGAAACUGUCACAGCUGCAGUAUCCCAAUGUUAGUGUACCGGUGGAAAUGUCCUGUCACAGCAUCUGUUUAGUCUUUAUUUAUUGUUCCUGUAUAGCAGACCAUUAUGAGUGUGUGUGUGUGUGUGUGUGUGUGUGUGUGUGUGUGUGUGUGUGUGUGUGUGUGUGUGCGCCAUUAAAAAGGUCGUGGCAGUGUUCCUUUAUUCUCUGAUUUUUCAAAGUUUUAUUUACCAAUAUGCAAUCAUUACUUGUCCCUGGAGAUUAUUAAGAGAAUGUGUGUGUGUGUGUGUGUGUGUGUGUGUGUGUGUGUGUGUGUGUGUGUGUGUGUGUGUGUGUGUGUGUGUGUGUGUGUGUGUGUGAGUAGAGAGAGCAAAGAAAAAUAUGUUAGGGUGAGAUUUGGGGUGUCAUAGCCUGUAAAAAGGUGUUUAGAGGCUUAAAAUUCUGUUUUAUGGAGUGUUUUGGGUAGAGAUGUGUUUGUAUGUGUAUGUAUGUAUGUGUGUGAAAGAGAAGGAAUCCAUCCAUGCACACAGCCAAGCCAUAGGAUCCUGCCAGGUGCAUUGGAGUCAGUAGGAUCAAAGACUAUGUUACAAACUCUGCGACGACUUGCAGCUCCUCACCGGGCGCCAACUCUCGCUCACUGGACACAACGACACAGCAACCGAGCUCAAAAGACACACGUUUGCCGCACCAUGGGAUUCGAUUCCUUCCAGACAGCCACACCGUAGUCCCUGUCAAUUAGUGGUCUGUGUAGUGUGUAGCGUAGCAUCCCAGAGCUCAUAGAAACACAGGUGUCAAUGUUGCAGCUUUUGUAUGCGUGUAAGAAUUUUGUACCCUCAGAAAUAAUGUGUGAUGUUUUAUGUCUGCUAUGCUCUCCCAGUGAUGUUAGUUGCCAUUGUUAUUAUUAUUAUUAUUAUUAUUAUUAUUAUUAUUAUUAUUAUUAUUAUUAUUAUUAUUAUUAUUAUUAUUAUCAUUAUUAUUAACUCACUAAUAACGACAGCCCUAUAUGACUAACCCCAUGUUACUUUAAAAAAAUAGCAGAAUCAAGUGUGUUUCCAGCUAUUCCAAAUAUGUUUUCAGUGUUCUUUCAUAGUGUUCUGUGUUCUGUAUGGCAGCAGUACCAGUGGCAGUAAAUAUAUGAGGGUGUUGCUUCCACACACACCCACCAGAUCACCCGUAUCUCAUGCCUCUGUGUGGCAGACGGCAGCACAGUGCAGUAUACCAUCUGGCUUCAUGUGAUUGUGGUGUCAUGUGUUGGAGGGCUUGCUCAGACCAGUCACAGUCACUAAAUUCGAGUUAUAAUCCGAGCACAUUUUUCAGCGCAGGAUGCCUCAGUUGUGCAGCUGUGGUGGGAAGUAAUGUCACAGAUCCCAGUAUAAUUCACCUGAUAGCAGUGUGUAGGGUGACUGAAAUGAACAGGGAAACAUGAUAGUGACCCGUGCAUGAAAGUUACUGAAAAUUGUGACUUUAUUUCCCACCAGAGUAUUAACUUUCCGCCAUUCAUUUUAUGUCCCGUGUACUCAGAGUUCCUUUGGUGCUGUUAUCUCUCAUGAUAUUACUCUGCUUCAUGCCUGUGAUGUGUGUUUGGUUCAGCCAUUUGGAGCACACUUAGGCAAGCCACUGAAAGCACAUAGCGUAACAUUGCACUGGCUUCACUAGUCCAGGAAGCCGGCCAGCUAGUCAGUGGGCAGCCAGGGUACACCACAGAACAGUACACUCACAGGAUGUACAGGAAACAGUCCCUCCAUUUCCCACAUCUGCACCGCCUUGCCACGAAUGAGUCUGCGGAAAACUACGUAGUGUUAAAUUUUGUAUCGCAUUGUUGGUGAGGUUUAGGAAGCAUUUGUAGCCCCAUAGAUUGUUCCUGAGAGGCGCUAGGGAGGAGUACAGAUGGCUUGCAUAGAGUAACACAUUGCAAACGGUAGCUCUCAGAUGACUCGCCUCCAUGUAUUGUCCAGUCCAGAGUAUUUCGUAAGGUUUUUAUGACACUGUUUAGCUUUCCUUUAUACUUAUCCUUAUCUUUGUUGCUCCCACUCUUGUCUUCAUCCUGUCAAGUCGCACAAGAGGUGUCUGGUUUGUAUAAGACUAACAUUUUUUAUAUCAAUUUUCUAUGAUAUUUAAGCUUUUAUAAUCUUGAUUUUGUUUCCUGGAUAUUCACUGUUCAAGAGGUGUUUGUUCAUGAAGGUUUAGUUAAGAAAUGUGAAGUUGUUAUGAUCUUGAUCUUGUUUCCUCGGAUCCACAGCGUUCAAGAGGUGUUUGUCCAUGAAGGUUUAGUUGAGUAACGUGAAGUGUUGGGAACAAGGACUCGUCUUAAUAAGUCCAGAAUAGUGGGAGUGUUUUGUUCUCUAAAUGUGAUGAAAACUGUACAUUUAAUUUGUGCUCUAACCAUUUUGAUAACUUUCAUAUAUUUGUACACCAGUUGAUUCUUAUUUCUACCUUAUUUCUGGGGGGGUUGCAGUCAUUGAAAAUAUCCGUAACAUGUACAUUCUUUUGCUGUAUGUGGUUGUGUUCUUAUUUUGAAUACUUUUACUUGUUCUAUGGCUGAAGUUUUCAUUGAUUUUUUAUUUUUUGUUUUAUUUAUUUUAUUUUUUUCUUUUAAGUAAUAUUUGUGCUUGCCCCUCAAACUGAUUCUUAACCAUGAUUCUCUAUGCUCAGCUCAUGGUUUGGUGUAAGUGUGUGUGUCAUUUGUAUUAUUUGUAUUAUUUUGUGAAGUUUUAAGGAUUUUAUUUAACUUUUUUUUUUCUUGUGUACAUUAAAGUCUAUUUGUUA
Scylla paramamosain (green mud crab) is the source of this 7297-nucleotide messenger RNA. RefSeq names its product spastin-like (gene spas). The transcript has 10 exons. NCBI's taxonomy places the organism in Eukaryota, Metazoa, Arthropoda, Malacostraca, Decapoda, Portunidae. Gene Ontology annotation, molecular function: ATP hydrolysis activity; ATP binding; microtubule severing ATPase activity. Bases 113 to 1867 code for a protein of 584 amino acids. The record is from RefSeq and is a predicted model, not a curated record. Gene Ontology annotation, cellular component: microtubule cytoskeleton.